AACCCGGACAAAAAAAAUUUCAAAUUUGUUGCCUUGAAUUGCGAGAUGGUUUUCUCAUCGAAACAAAUGUCAAUAACAUUAUAGGAAGGAUCAAACUCAUCGAAGUGUGCACACCUGACCUCAACUUUAAAAAGAUAUAAUUUAUCUAUCAAGAGUCUAUUAAAGAGAUCUGGUUGUAUGUCUCCACCCGGCACAUUCUGUGUGAACAAUUUAAUUAAGUAUCAAUAAGUACACCAAAAGCAAGAAGUAAUAUUAUAUUUCACAAUGUUAUUUUUGCUUAACAAACAUAAACUGUUGUGCCGAGGAGCUAAACAGAAACUGCCGUGUACCACCUGCAGCAAUGUUAUAUUGAGCACUACAGCAAAUAUAACACUGUUUCCGUAUAUAGACUGCAACAAUGUAGACAUUGGUAAAUAUAAAAUAUUCAUAUUGACAGUGCUCAACAAACACAUAGACAGUGCUGAAUAUAACAUUGCUCUCGUUUAUAAACUGCAGCAAAUUUCGUUUACAAAUUUUUUUGAACAUUUUUGCUCAACAAACAUAAAGUGCAGAAGUCAAAAAAGAUAAACUGAUGCACACCUAAACGAUAGAGGAAUUAAACAGACACUGUAUAUGAGAUCAAAAUGAACAUUUAAUUUCCAUGAAUGUACUUAGACGUAAAUAAGCAAGCUCUGAAGUUGAUCAUUAAGUUUUUAACUAAAUUUUGUCCAAGUUGCACUUAAAUAAGCUCCAACCUAUAGCAUCCUGAUUUAUUGAUCUCAAAGGGGUUAUAAUAUAAUUGAGUCCAGCCUAUUAAAGGUGCUCAAAAAAACAUAAAUUGCAAUGGCAGAGGAUUUAAACAGGCAGUGCAAAUGAGUUCAAAAUGAUUAUUUUAUUUUCACGAAUGUUCUUAAACCUGUAUGUUUUUGUGAAGUAAACAGGGACUUAAACCUGUUCUAGGUUAAUUUCCCUGAAGGCCACAUCAGGGACACCCACACAACCUUGGGAAGACCUAAAUGCCUAGCUAAGCAGUUCAAACAAAGUCUACCCUAUAACUCUAAUAGUCGGUCUACAAUGGUUCCUAUCUUCAGUCAUUUCCUUAGUGAGAUGUAUUAUCUCAGUCUGCUUCUCCUUAGGUCUUCCACUACCCCUUAAUAGAGGAAAAAUUGCUGAGCACAUUCCCCACUGGGAAACUGCAAUAAUUUUUAGGAAUUAAAUAUUAAUGCUGCACAAUUGAGCAGUGGCAUUGUCCUCACUUAAAGUGAAAUUGCUUUAGAUAUCCUCAGAGAAAAUGAUGCUGAAGUGUGAACUGACAUGCUCCCAUGGAUCUAAAUGUCAUAUUAAUACCAGAACACGAGGAACCAAUUUUACCUUCCUUCUGUCCAUAUGUGUUCAUACAUCCUUCACAACGACAUGCACUAUAACAUCCAACAUUAGCCUUCAAAGAUGGAGCAAACAAAUGUGACUUAUUACAUGAUGAAUUAAAAAUGUCCAAUAGGGUAAUGGUUAAGAGACAGAGCAGUGAAUCACCAACUUAUACCUGAUACAUCAUAGGGUUUAGAAAAUGAGUUCAGAAAUAAAGGCUGCACAUCUAAGACAAAUAUAGGUUGUUUAUUAUUUCAAGAAACAAUACCUGGUAGCAGUCACAAUACUUUUUCAUGCACACUGAUCUGGAAAAUAAUAUGCCUAAAUUCUAUGAGUAGAAUUUACUGUAAGAAUUUACUUUGGAUUUGGCAAACAUAAUAACGGAAAAAGAAUAUAAAUUAGGUUUAGAAUCUCGCUAUUAAGCAACACAUGAUUCAAAAUUGAUUAAUUGACCGAAAAAAUUGGGGAAUCAUAGAGAAGUGCUCGAAAUAGGUAUGGAAGAUGAAUAUAUUAGAAUCGCACAUGUAAUUUGGGAAUAACCUGGAUCUUGAAGCACGCUAAGAAUCCGCGAAGAAUCAAGGUUAACAGCCUGACGGUGUAGGUUUCGGAAUUAAGGCUAAGAAUCCGCGAAGAAUCUGGGAACCAUUCCUUCUAUUUCUUGAAUUUGCCAUAUUUGGGCGAAUGGGCGAAGAAGAUGUUUUGGCCAGGAAGAAAGACGCAAAUCGCGCAGAUGAAGAGAAGUGCCUUGAUAAGGAAUUUCUGAUUUUUUUCUCAGAAGCUUACGCGUGGACGACUGCUUACGUGUCUUAAAUUAGGACACCUAAAUUGCCACGUGUCAAAAUCUUAGGAAUCAAACUCUCAAAUUUUAUAUUAAAGGAUAGAAAAAGUGAUUUAA
Cuscuta campestris is the source of this 2239-nucleotide messenger RNA. The record is from the annotation of a GenBank genome assembly. NCBI's taxonomy places the organism in Eukaryota, Viridiplantae, Streptophyta, Magnoliopsida, Solanales, Convolvulaceae.